Messenger RNA from Mugil cephalus (flathead mullet), 2840 nucleotides. It is a transcript of the gene wbp11, whose product is annotated as WW domain-binding protein 11. The transcript is spliced from 12 exons. The coding region runs from base 211 to 2379 and encodes 722 amino acids. Gene Ontology annotation, cellular component: spliceosomal complex. Lineage: Eukaryota; Metazoa; Chordata; Actinopteri; Mugiliformes; Mugilidae. The record is from RefSeq and is a predicted model, not a curated record. Gene Ontology annotation, biological process: mRNA cis splicing, via spliceosome.
UCGCCGCUCUGUCGCGCAGUGUAAACCAACAUGGCGGAAGGCUAGCGGAAUCGUUGUAUGCAUUUAGUCCACAAGGCUUUCAGUUUCUCUUGCAGGACGUGAACACUGCGCUUUAUUUUGCUCCUGGUGCUGAGAGGAGCGUGUGUACAGAGCCCUGCGCUCUACACGAGAUUCUUAUAUUAAAAGGUUGAAAGGAGAGACACCGCAACCAUGGGGCGGCGUUCAACCUCCUCCACCAAGAGUGGGAAGUUUAUGAACCCCACCGACCAGGCCAGAAAGGAGGCCAGGAAAAGGGAGUUAAAAAAGAACAAGAAGCAGCGAAUGAUGGUGAGAGCGGCGGUGCUGAAGAUGAAGGACCCCAGACAGAUCAUCAGAGACAUGGAGAAGCUGGAUGAGAUGGAGUUCAACCCUGUUCAGCAGCCUUUACUGAAUGAGAAGGUUUUGAGGGACAAGAGGAAGAAGUUACGUGAGACAUUUGAACGGAUUGUCCGUCUGUACGAGAGGGAGAACCCCGAAACCUACAAGGAGCUGCGCAAACUGGAACUGGACUAUGAGACCAAACGGGGGCAGCUGGCUCUUUAUUUUGACUCUGUCAAGAAUGCAGAGUCAGUGGAGGUGGACAGUAUCCCUCUUCCCGAUAUGCCUCACGCUCCGUCCAACAUCCACAUCCAGGACAUCCCGUUACCAGGGGCUCAGCCUCCCUCCAUACUGAAGAAAAGCUCAGCUUUUGGCAAAGGACCUCUGUCAUUGUCUGGAUCGCUGAUGGCAACAGUUCCAGGUGUCCCGCGCUUACCUGCAGGGAAAAAGCCCCCGGGGCCCCCACCCGGGCCUCCCCCUCCACAGGUCCUCGCACUCUAUGGCAUUCCCUCCAGACGACCUUACGGCUUAGACACAGAGCCUUCAAUUCCCGGGAUAGGAAACGACUUGGCGAUGGAUCUGGGAAGAGAUCGGGACAGCGGCAGCGACAGCGACCGGGACCGGGAUGACGUGGACGACGACGACAGCGACUCAGAGGACGACAGAGAAGACGAGCGAGACGAAGGGGGAGACGGUGACCAGAGGAUGCGAAUGGAUGACGACAGAGAGGAGGACAGAAACGAAAGACAUGCUGGUCGUAGUGUACGUUUCGCUGAUAUGGCUGCAGAAGCACCUCGCGAAGGAAAGAGGAAGAAGAAGAGAGUGGUGAAGAAGACCAAAGCCAUUACGCCUCUGCAGGCCAUGAUGUUAAGGAUGGCAGGUCAGUCCGUUCCUGAAGAGGAGGAGGAAGAAGAGGUAGAGGAGGAAUACACGGAUGAAUCCGACAGCUCUGACAUUGAGGACAGGGGCCCCCCAGGGGACAGCCAGCCCCACAUUAUGCCCAACCAGCGUCUCCCGCCUCCCACCGGGCCUGUGGGGCAACAGGGGCCUCCGCACAUGCAGGGUCCACCAAUGACCGGGCCUCCACCUCUGGGUCCACCCCCAGCUCCUCCUAUGAGGCCUCCCGGUCCACCCUCAGGCCCACCUCCUGGACCCCCACCAGGUGCUCCUCCCUUCCUGAGGCCUCCUGGGAUGCCUGGAGGAAUGCGCGGUCCAAUGCCUCGUCUGCUGCCUCCUGGCCCACCACCAGGCCGACCACCCGGUCCUCCACCGGGCCCCCCUCCUGGCCUCCCACCGGGCCCUCCACCACGCGGUCCCCCUCCCAGACUACCACCCCCAGCACCACCAGGUAUCCCGCCUCCGCCUCCGAGAGCAGGGGGGCCUCCUCGUCCUCUCGCCCCGCCGCUCUCCCUCUUUCCCCCACCUCUCAACUCCAACGUGCUCAGUGCUCCUCCCAACAUCGUCCAGAGGCAGAAAGGCCCAGGAUCGGGCCCGGACGGUUCACAGAACAGCAUGCCACCCCCCGCCAUGCCCAUGCGACCGGGCGUCAUGCAGAUGCCCCCUCCCCCCGGCACAGCCGCCGCCGUCGGCAACAACCCCCCCGGCCACCACCACGCGGCCACCAUCGAAAAGCGCGCCAACAUCACGUCCGUGGCGGCGGCCGGAGGCGGCCUGGCGGCGGGCGCCGGCUCCGGGGGGGCCACCAUCUCCGCCAAACCUCAAAUUAUCAACCCCAAGGCGGAGGUCACCCGCUUUGUGCCCACGGCGCUGAGGGUACGCAGGGACAAGAGCGGAGCGAUGCCCGGGGCGGCACCCGGGCCAAUGGAGAAAACGUCCGGCGGCAUUGGAGGAAGACGGGGUGAUGAAAGCCUGGGGGUCGGCCAGUGGCAGAAACAGCAGGCGAUGGCAACAACGAUGGGCUUGACCAACCCGGCCCAGAUGGGGGCGGUGUCUCAGAGCAACAUGAAGACUAAAGACCAGGUGUAUGAAGCCUUUAUGAGGGAGAUGGAGGGACUCCUCUAAGACUCAUUUUCAGAAUGGUUCAUUUUGACACUCGCAACAACAGGAGUGCAUUUGUUCUGUGUAUUCUGUGCAGAGCUGUAGAGGUAGCUGAUCAGUUUCUCUUUCUCCACCCAUCAAACGCUUCUCCAUCGUCAGCAUUGGUCUCAGCAGACUCGUCCACGUUUCACCUGGAUACUUUCAUUGAUUUCAUUUCCUGGCAACGUAGAAACUGAUAAUAAUGAACACUAUCCUCUGCACAGAAGUGCUUUUUGUCCUCCAGUAUCUUCUGUUUGUUUUUUAGUUUUUUUUUUUUACCCUACAGCCGCGUUUUCCUCCAGUCAGCUGUUUGUCAUUUGGACAUGGAAAAUCUUUUUGUUGUUAUUUUAUUGUUCUGUUUAACAUCAAAACAAAGGUGUAGAAAAAGAAAAGAUACAUGUCAAACUGUUUGAUCUGCAGCUAAAUAAAUACAUGUUUUAAAGUCA